Molecule: messenger RNA, 495 nt
Organism: Besnoitia besnoiti
Lineage: Eukaryota; Apicomplexa; Conoidasida; Eucoccidiorida; Sarcocystidae
Product: rieske [2fe-2s] domain-containing protein
Exons: 5
Coding region: 1-495 (164 amino acids)
Molecular function (GO): 2 iron, 2 sulfur cluster binding
Source: RefSeq, a predicted model, not a curated record
AUGGAGACGCACGUCGAUGCCCAGGGCCGAACGUGGUACUCUGUGCAUACGGUUGGCGAGUGGCCGUUUGGGUCUGCAAAGGGCAGGCCUUCGCCAUUGACGCUAACUGCUACCAUGCAGGCGGCCCUCUCGAGGAGGUCAUGUCGUCACGGAUUCACUCGUGGGCGAGGCGUCUGCGGUGUACCUCGACGCAUUGGUGAUUCGUGUCACAAGAAUCGACCCCUGCUUGAUGUUCAGGCUUGCAUUCGCUGCCCGCUUCAUAAGUUUGUGAUCUCGAUCGAAACUGGCGAAUCCUUUUAUCAGCCGGUUGAAUUCGAGAGGUCGACGGAGACAGGGAAGAUAGUUCCGAAGCCUCUUCCGUGGAGAUCUCAUGGAGUGAAACAGAGAACGCACCUGACCAAAGUGGAGGGACAGCGUGUCUGGAUUUCUCUCCUCGCUCGCGACCGCCCUGUCGCCUCAGACAAAUUCGCAAAGGCUUUUCUGAAUCGCGCGUAG